Mugil cephalus (flathead mullet) is the source of this 3253-nucleotide messenger RNA. Its product is annotated as nuclear distribution protein nudE homolog 1-B-like. The record is from RefSeq and is a predicted model, not a curated record. Lineage: Eukaryota; Metazoa; Chordata; Actinopteri; Mugiliformes; Mugilidae. Gene Ontology annotation, biological process: microtubule nucleation; chromosome segregation; establishment of mitotic spindle orientation. The transcript has 9 exons. Gene Ontology annotation, molecular function: microtubule binding. The coding region runs from base 167 to 1237 and encodes 356 amino acids. Gene Ontology annotation, cellular component: kinesin complex; kinetochore; centrosome.
AAGCUCAACGAUUCCGCCGUCUAACCUGUGAUUGGUGAACCGGUCCCCACAAUAUGAAUGGCAACAAGUAUUGUUCGACGGACUCCCAAAGCGGUGGCGACUUCGUGGAUUCCAACAAGUCAAGGUUAGUGUUGGUUGCAAGGGCCGGCUGCGUACUGGGCUGGAGAUGGGGGAUCCGGAGCCUCCAGAGUUUGGGUCCCUGGAGGAAGCGGUGGAGUACUGGAAGGAACAGGCUGCCAAGCACCAACAGAGUGCGGAGGAAGCCCAGGAGGAGCUGCAGGAGUUUCAGCAGAUGAGUCGGGACUAUGAGGUGGAGCUGGAGACGGAGCUGAAGCAGUGUGAGGCGCGAAACCGCGAGCUUCUUGCUUCCAAUAACCGCCUGCGCAUGGAAUUGGAAAACUACAAGGAUAAGUAUGAGUCGCAGCACUCUGAGGCCUGCCGGCAGAUCUCCAGCCUGGAGGGAGACCUGGCCGAGACCACGGCCGUCAGGGACCAGCUUCACAAAUACAUCAGAGAGCUGGAGCAGGCCAACGACGACCUGGAGAGGGCCAAGAGGGCGACCAUCAUGUCUCUGGAGGACUUUGAGCAGAGGAUGAACCAGGUUAUAGAGAGGAACGCCUUCCUUGAGAGCGAGCUGGACGAGAAGGAGAAUCUCUUGGAGUCUGUUCAGAGGCUGAAGGACGAGGCCAGAGACCUGAGGCAGGAGCUUGCGGUGCAGCAGAAGCAGCAGGUUCAGGACAGGAAGCCGUCUCUCAGCGGUUCAGUAAAGGAGCCUUCGACGGCCCCCUCGGCCGGCUUUCCCACCCCGCCGCUCACGCCGCCAGACAAGAGAACGGACGAAAAAAGCACAUCUUCGCCCCCUAACCACCCUCUUCCUUCCGCCACCACGCCGUCCAGACCUCCAGCCUCGGCCGAGUCCUCAACAGCCCCUCCGCCCUCUGUCGGCAGAGGUGAAAGCCUGACGGGGACGCCGCUCACCACCUCAGCCAGAAUCUCCGCUCUGAACAUCGUUGGAGAGCUGCUGAGGAAAGUCGGGAACCUGGAGUCAAAGCUUGCUUCAUGUCGGGAGUACGUGCACGAACAGACGUCUAGUCGCAGACCCCCCGUCCACGCUGGUGGACAGGGGGUGGCAGCGGGCCAGAGCAGCUCCUCAGAAAACCACCCGACCAACGGCCUCUACAACAAGGGGCUGGUCAAGAGGUUAGACUUUGGAGCCGGAUCCAAGCUGCUGCUGUGACCCGAAAAAAAACACCUUUAAUCUUGAGCUGCUUGGCCUUUCCUCCUUCCGUCCAGCCUGGGUGUCCCACGUGUGCCGGUUAUGGUGAGUCACUCAUCGUACGGGCGCUUCAGGACGCGGACCGCUCACAAGAAGCUGCGGAUGCGUCGCCGUGGAUACUCGGGGAAGUCUGUUCCAGCUCAGAGCUACACAGUCAAGGGUUUUUGUUUGUUUGUUAAUAGGACUUAUCGUCAGCACUCGCACUUGGUUUGAACUAAUGUACUGGACUCGUGUCGCAUGUCACAACGUCACCUCGUUUUGUUUGGAUUGUUUUUCUUUCUCAGUCUCUCUAAAAGUGUGUUCAAGCUCGAAACAAAGAAAACUUUACAGGACAACAAAAUCUUGGCAGUUGCAGGUCCAGAAAUUAAAAGCAAGCAUAUGCUAAAAGAAUAUAUAUCCACAGCUUUCUACACAAAGUAAACAUCUGUUACAUUUUUACCUGCGCAAGGAAGGUGAAAUUUUCAGAACACAACUGAAGGGCGCCCGGGGGCUGAACACUGGAUGAGCACUUUUAUCCACAUGAGUGGAAACGUCUUCUUACAGUCAGUCUUGUCCUGUCAUCUGACGCUCUGUCAGCUUAGGUCUAAUUCAAAAUUGAUAAUAAAACUACAGCAACAACAAAGUGCCUCUAAUUUUAAAGAAUUAAAAUAAUAAUAGAUUGUGUAGCCCAGCAAAUGUUUUUCAUAGAUAAACAGGGAAUAUAUGUGUUCAUCUGUACAUGACUGAAGGGCUGAGUUGUUUUUGUGUUGAAUUAGUUUUUUUCUUCUGCUAGUUGUGACACUACUGCGCUCUAAUAAGCGAUGGUGCGGGUGGAGCUGACCUGAGAAGAGUCUCAGUGAGCCUUAAAAAAAUAAAAGAUUUUUAUCACUAUUUCACAUGUUACCAUGAGUGACACCUAGUGGCCAUCAGGGUUUGUGCAUCUUAAAGCUGCCUUAAUAAUUACCUUUUAUAAUAACAAGUCAAGUGCGAAGUUUUGCUUCUAAUAAGGAAGAGACUCGACACCAUCUCUGCAGCUUUAUGUAGCUUUUUAGCUUUAGUGUUGGACGUACGGCUCAAUGACGGCUACGUUUACAUGGACAGUAUUCCUUCAACCAUCCAAUCUGGCAGUAAAACAGCAACAGAACGAGAAACUUUCUCUCCAGCUUAAUUGACAACACUGAUUCUGAUUCUUUUCGCCUUCUGUCCCCUCUUGGAAACCUCAUGUUACCCUGGGUGGGGCAAAUAUGCGCUUAAAGAAGAGAAACGUUUUUUUUUUUUAGGUUAUCAAAGUUUUUAGAAAUUCCUUAACAUCAGACCAGUCUGUUUUGGUAGAAAUAUUUAUAUUCUGGAUACUAAUGGAAUACUAUUGUCCAUGUAAACAAAUAGCAAUUCACUGUACGCUCACUGUGUGAACAGCUGCCCGUUCAUUAGGUACACCAGUGAGAACAAAUGCAUUGUAACAUACCAGUCCUGCACAGACCUUCUCACUUUCUCGCAGACCAAAGUUUUCCGUUUGUAACCAGAAACAUCAGUUUAAUACUAGAUUAGGAUGCAUGUUGUUUGUUCCGUCCCAUAUUUAGAUGCUAUGUCGGUAAAAGAACACGACGGGUGGAGACUUGUUUCACGAUUGCGCCAUCAGAGUUUCAAACAAACCUCUGCAGACCUCGACUUCUGUCUCUCCAGGAGUGAAAUGGCAAACGUCUUCUGUUAACCAGGAGAUACGAAUACUUCAGUGAAGGCUACUUGUGUUUUAUGUUAAAAAAAAUAAAAAAGAGUAUGUAAUAGGUUGUAGUGUUAUCUACUGUAGGCUCACUAACGUAGGCUGUGGUCCAGUCAGGGCGAGUGUUUCCUGUGAGGCCAGAGGUGUAGUGGAGUUUUCUGUUGCCUUAUGUGGCUGUAAAGUGAGUAUAAAAACAUGUACUGCCCUUUUGUUGUUUUUACCUUCUGUGCUGCGAAUGAUGCUUCUGAAAAAGUAAUAAAACUUGAAAUGGAAAAAAA